AUAGCCACAAAUCCUCUGGUCUUCGACUAGGUUUAGGAUGGCCUCUCCAAAGCGACCUAAGAGCUACCACGAGAGUUCACUGGACAGCGGUAGCCCUUUCCGCUCUUCACGAGCGCGAACACGGAGUGGCUCACCUCUCCUUCGCAUGAUUCGAAGCUCGUCGUCGCUCUCUCCUAAGAAGAUGAACUUAUUUUCCUCCUCUAAAAAAGGCUGGCGUUCCUUGUCUCCUAGUCCUAAGAAGGCUUCUGUAUCUGUGUCUGAUUCUACACGUCCAGCGACCCAAACAUGGAAAACAGCCCCAGCACCUUCUGCUUCGACUCCUCGGAAAUCCCUUAGCACGCAGUUGAGCCGCAUCCGCCGUCGGUCUGCAUCUCUUCCCUACCUUCGACACACUGCUAGUCCCCCCAGCCAUGGCUUGUCUCUUGCUCGUUCGCCCGUCGUUUCUGUCUACAAUGUUCAUGAUGACCCGUUCCGCUUCUCUCCUCAUCCAGCCCAAGGGAUCUUUGUUCACACAGACAGUCUUAACCUACAGAUGGCGUCUAUUUUAUCGACAGAGUCCAGGGACAAUGGACCCAUCGAGGCGGAUAUUCUUGCGCGUCAGAAAGUUAAGACUAUGUUGUUGCUAUCGGAAGAGAAAAAGAAGCGAAAAUUUGAGGCCCGUUCCCUCGCGCAUAAGAGUGCUCCGCUUAUGACACUUUCCAAUGCGUCAAACUCAAAUACAUCUCAGUCUAGUCCUAUCCGCUCGAAUCGGAGUCCUAAACGGUCGCGCCUCUCAGUUCAACAAUUUGAUGUCUUCAGUGCAGAUUCCGGUAAUCCUACUCCCCCCAAGAAACGCAGAGAUUGCUACAGCCCAAGUCCCACUUCUUCGCCCUCCCGGUCCGCGAAGUCAGAGGCGCGUGGAACCUCCAGUUCUCGAAAGGGACCUCCUUGGAUUCCUGAAGUGCCCGACGUUUCCAUUUUCGAUCCUCAGCUUGAGCCUCCUGACGUUGCCGAUGAGAACCCAUCAAGCCCAAAUCCAUUCCGAGUCAUUCAGUCAGACUUUGAGGUCUUCGAGACUGGACUUAAAGAAGAUGGACUUUCUCAUGCUGAUUCUCCCCCGUCGAUUUUCUUCCAGCCUCCAAGUCCCAUAAAGGAUCCCUCGAAACGUCGCGGUCUGAUCGUCAACACACCUCUGCUGAUCCUUAAUAUCCGUCGAACUCCCUCUUAUGAAUCUUUAGCUGAGAAAGAAGAGGCAAAAGAGGGCGAGGGAGUUUUUGAGCCCCUCGCCUCUGAUUUCGAUACCGCCAGUCCAGACUUCGGAGCCACAGAAGUCGGAAACAAGCUCGCAGGGCAUAAAACUCCGGAAGUUUCGGUUCCUCAAGUCAGUGAAGAAGAUAUGUACCUGCCCGUUUCAGAAAUGCUCGAUCAUUAUUUUGAAGACUCAGACAUAAGUGCUGGCUCAUGGUCCAUAACAAAGUCAUUUUCAACUCCCGAUGAACCAAUGGCCGCUCAACCGGGACACAAAACGCGCAUUUCGGGCGUCUCUUUGUUCACAGAAGCUAAACUUCACCUUGCAUCUCAAGACCUGUUAACUCAUCCAUCCAUUGAAUCAAGUAUUGGCCCGAGAGAUGCACCGAACAAUGUUGAUCCCAUAGACACCUUUAUUGGUGCCCAACCUCCCGUGUCUUCAUUGCUGCACUCCCAGUCUCAUGAGCUGGACAUGUCCUCGCAAGCUGGGCCCAGUAUGACUGAGCCUCUGAAAUUCGAACCUGUUCCUGAACCGUCAUUGGAUCUAACCGACAUCCCAUCUAAGCCAGUUCUGCCAAGUAGGAUCAGGAGCGACCGCGUCAAGAAUCCAUCUACUGAGUCUGGCCCAUCUCCGACCUUCAGCUCAUCUGUGCUAUCUCAGACUCCUAAGGACUCGCUUGAUACUACCCAUCACGAAGCAUCUGCAAGUUCGUCCCAGAUACAGCGCCUGCAAUCCCCGGCACCCACUGGGAAGAGGAGAAGGGGUUUGUCUGACGUUGCCAGCAUGGCCGUUUCUUUGAAGAGACUUGCAAGGAAUGGGAAGACGAAGAAGGCGGAGUCAUCCCUCGGAGACUAGGGGCACCAACCGGCAACUUUGGCGAGGGUAGCAAGUGGACCUGGAUGUAUAUAAUGAACUCUUCUCGCCGUCUACCUGUCCCACUUUCUGUUGAUAUAACGCCUGGCAUAACCUAGUGUGAACACGACACUUUGACACUAAGUGAUCAGAUUUGAUGGAACCA
Cantharellus anzutake is the source of this 2246-nucleotide messenger RNA. RefSeq lists its product as uncharacterized. Lineage: Eukaryota; Fungi; Basidiomycota; Agaricomycetes; Cantharellales; Hydnaceae. The record is from RefSeq and is a predicted model, not a curated record. Bases 38 to 2083 code for a protein of 681 amino acids. The transcript has 4 exons.